Mytilus californianus (California mussel) is the source of this 366-nucleotide messenger RNA. Its product is annotated as putative ubiquitin-conjugating enzyme E2 D2-like protein. The record is from RefSeq and is a predicted model, not a curated record. NCBI's taxonomy places the organism in Eukaryota, Metazoa, Mollusca, Bivalvia, Mytilida, Mytilidae. Bases 1 to 366 code for a protein of 121 amino acids. The transcript has 5 exons. Gene Ontology annotation, cellular component: nucleus. Gene Ontology annotation, biological process: ubiquitin-dependent protein catabolic process; protein polyubiquitination. Gene Ontology annotation, molecular function: ubiquitin conjugating enzyme activity.
AUGGCAGAAAAAAGAAUAAAAAGGGAACUUUCAGAGAUUACUAGAGAUCCUCCUCCAGGUUGUUCAGCGGGCCCAAUAGGCGACGACUUAUUCAAAUGGCAAGGAAUGAUAACGGGACCAGAUGACAGUCCUUACGCUGGAGGAGUGUUCUUCUUGCGAAUAACGUUUCCCACUACUUACCCCUUUAACCCCCCAAAGGUAGAAUUUACCACAAAGAUUUAUCAUCCAAAUAUUGAGCGGAACUCAGGAGAAAUAUAUUCAACCAUAUUUUAUUCAGAUUGGUUUGUAGGUUACAUUAUAUCAAAAUGUAAGAUGAUGGUAAAGUUUCUGCAUGUGGCAUUAGUCCAACAUCUUUUCAAAUUUUAA